Molecule: messenger RNA, 3239 nt
Organism: Cyphomyrmex costatus
Lineage: Eukaryota; Metazoa; Arthropoda; Insecta; Hymenoptera; Formicidae
Product: ATP-binding cassette sub-family A member 17
Exons: 16
Biological process (GO): lipid transport; transmembrane transport
Cellular component (GO): membrane; intracellular membrane-bounded organelle
Molecular function (GO): ATP hydrolysis activity; ATP binding; lipid carrier activity
Source: RefSeq, a predicted model, not a curated record
AUAAAGUUGAAAUACAUCAAGAUAUAAAAAUGGCUAGUGGAUGGAAAAUAUUUGGUUUGUUAAUGUACAAAAAUUUGAUAGUACGCAAAAGGCAUUGGCGUAUGAUGAUUUUCUUACAAGCUUUAGUACCUAUUGCAAUAUUUGCGUUACUGCAAGCUGUGAGAGAUUUCAGCGUACAGCCCCCUGUUGUAGUAAACGUCAGCACACAUUAUCCUAUAUAUACACAAGAUGAAUUAAUGCAAAGGAUUGAUAAUGCUUUAAAUAAAGUAUAUUAUGCACCAAAAAAUGCAUAUACAGAUAAUAUCAUGGAAUCCGUUAGACAAUGUCUUCAUCUCCUGCCUGGAAAUAUGAAGGGUUUUGCUAAUGAAUCUGAAAUAAUAAAUGUUUAUACACGGUCUCAAGCACAAAAUCCAAUACUUUCUGCUAUGGCUAUUGUUUUUAAACAAUAUGAUCAGCCUACCAUACAGUAUAAACUGAGACAUUCAUGGAAGGUUCCAUACUCUUUGUAUCAAAGCCUAUCAGUUGAACGUAUGAGUGCAUCAUCUUCGAUGUAUUUUGAAAUGAUGCCAUUUAUCCAAGUUCAGAUCUGUUUGGACGAAACACUUAUAAAACAAGUAGCACCAGAUUCUAACAUAAAGAUGUCAAUACAAAGAAUGCCUUAUCCACCAUAUGUCAAAAUAGAUGCGGUGGAUACAGUAUUUCGUAUGAUAAUUGUUUCAUUUGGUGUUACAAUUUUUGUGAUUAUACUUUGUGUGGAAACCAACUAUUCAUCGAAAGAAAAGUUUAUUGGCAUAAAUAUUUUAAUGGCAAUGAAUGGAGUCAAAUUGGUCUACAAUUUAUUUAGCUGGUUAAUUACAGGAAUAUUAAUGAGCAUUAUUUAUAUAAUACCAACAAUCAUAUUAUUUAAGAAUACUUUUUCCGAUAAUGUUGAGGCCUUUUUGGAAUAUGGAAAUGGAUUUAUAUUUUGGCUCUUAUUUACCACACAUAUUGCUCAUCUUAUAACAUUUGGCAUGCAUAUUGCAGCAUAUUUCUCAAAACCACGAUUUGUGACAAUUGUCUUAGCUAUCAUUUACAUGGCAGCAAUUUCGCUCCAUCAAAAUAUGGUAAGGCGAGAAAUUUUCGGCGUUAUACCGUAUUUUGGUAUAAUAUUUCCAAACAUUAUGCUUCAUAGAUUUCUUCAAGAAUCAAAUGCUCAUGAAAGCAAAUUGGUUGGUAUUCAAUGGUAUAAUCUUUUUAUCCCUGGAGAGAUAGAAUAUGGUAUCUUAGGAAGUCCAGGUUUUAUAUUUCUCUUUUCAAUCUUGGGUGCUGUGAUACAUUUUACACUUGCCGUAUAUGUAAAUGCUGUACUGCCCGGUAAAUAUGGAGUUCGAAAGGAUCCAUUAUAUUUUUUAAAGUGCAUCAAAAAGAACAAAGUAUCUCUUGAUGAUGAAGCUACUGGAUUUGAUUACGACAAGACUAAUGAAGACUUUGAGCCAGUGUUAGGUGGUGCACUUACACCUGGAAUACAAAUACGUGAUCUUAAAAAGUCUUAUACAACAAGCUGGUUACGAAAAUCUAAAGUCCAUGCCCUAAGAGGAGUAUCGGUGGACUUUUACAAAGGACAAAUUACUGCUUUACUUGGACAUAAUGGAGCAGGCAAAACUACACUUAUGUCUAUAUUAACAGGUGUGACCAGUGAAACAGAAGGGAAAGUCUUUAUAAAUGGCAAAAAUAUAAGAAAGCACUUAAAUAGUAUUAUAAAUGAUUUGGGGCUAUGUCCUCAAGAAAAUAUGGUUUUUCCAGAUUUAAAUGUAUUUGAACAAAUAGAAUUCUUUGGCUUGUUGAAAGCUAAAAAUAAAACCAGAAAUGAAAUUAAAAAAGAUGUUCAUAAUUUGCUUGUUAAGUUGAAGCUUUCCGAAAAGAAAGAUUUUCUACCUAGCAAACUUUCUGGUGGUCAACAAAGAAGACUAUGUCUCGGAAUGGCUCUUAUUGGCGAUGCUAGCAUCAUAAUUUUGGAUGAGCCAACAUCAGGAAUGGAUCCUGAAACUAGAAGAGAUACAUGGGAUAUUAUAUUGAAACUUAGAGGAGAGAAAACAAUAUUAAUUAGUACACAUAAUAUGGAAGAGGCUGAUAUACUUGGUGAUAGAAUCGCAAUAAUGCAUACCGGUCGUCUUAGAAGUUAUGGCACUGCAAUGUUUUUGAAGAAACAGUAUGGUCAUGGACAUAUCGAAGUUACAUUGUCGACAAAAUCUUGGUGUGUUCCCGAAAAAGUCAUAAAUAAAUUUGAUGCAAGAACACAACAACUUAGCGUUGAUAGUGAAAAGAUCGUUUUAAAUGUUCCAUAUACUGAUUCUUUACCACAAUCACUGGACAAAGUAGAAAGCGAGAAGAAAGAAUUAGGCGUCACUGGAAUAAGUGUGUCAUUGAUUACUUUGGAACAAGUAUUUUUAAAGAUUGUGAGAAGUGAAGAUAGUGGAACACAUCUUAAUGAAUUAUUUACAGCACCAUUACAAAAAGUUACAGGCACUGAACUAUCCGUGCAAACAAUAUCGGCAUUAUUUUGCAAGAAAUUUACAUACACGAGAAAGAAUCUAGCUAUCCUGCUGACGAUUCUAAUUCUUCCUAUCUUUUCGGUGCUUCUAAUGGCCUUGAGUUACAGCUUACCAACCGAUUCCACUGAUAUCGUUCCAUUAAAGCUUGAUAUGUACAGAUAUCCCAAAGCUUUAUAUUCAUCAAACAACGAACAAAUUGCUCAGAAAUAUAGAGAUAUUGUUCAGAAUGUGGGCGAAGCAGAGCGUGUAGCGUCAGAUAUAAAUGUUACAAGCGCUCUUUUGAAUUCUUCUAUGAAGAAUCUUGCGGAGUACCGAAACAAUCUUAUCGUAUCCGCCGAAUUUAAUAUCACUGAAAAUAACACAUGGGCUAACGGUUUUUAUUCCGGCAUAGCAAUUCACAGCGUGCCAUUAACAGUGAAUCUGUUAAGUAAUUCGUUUAUUAAAGCUAUCGCUGGCGAUGAAUACUCCAUUACUGCGUCCAGGCAACAAUUACCGAAUUCGAUAUUUUCAACUCAAUUACAAUUGCCCGAAGCAGAUUCGAUGUCGCGUGUUUUGCUAUUCUGCAUGUUUUUAUUUCCUACUAUGUCACUUUUUGUAAUGCAUCCUUUUCAAGAAACCACAACGAAAGUUAAGCAACUCCAACGUAUGACUGGUGUCACUUCUCUAUCAUACUGGGGUACAAUGUUCGCUUUUGAUUUUCUGAUAUUU